Cynara cardunculus var. scolymus (artichoke) is the source of this 606-nucleotide messenger RNA. RefSeq lists its product as uncharacterized. The record is from RefSeq and is a predicted model, not a curated record. Bases 1 to 606 code for a protein of 201 amino acids. The transcript has a single exon. Lineage: Eukaryota; Viridiplantae; Streptophyta; Magnoliopsida; Asterales; Asteraceae.
AUGGUCAUUGAUUCGGUUGUCGUGCACGAACAAUCUGCCUUCAUCAAGGGAAGGAGUAUUUUAGAUGGACCCAUUAUCGUCAGCGAGAUAAUAUCUUGGGCAAAAAAAACUAAUCGCAAAUCCUUGAUUUUUAAAAUUGACUUCGAAAAAGCUUUUGAUACCUUGUCUUGGGAUUUUCUGGAGGAUGUUCUAAGGGGAAUGCGGUUUGGCGCGAAAUGGAGAGCGUGGAUCAAAGGGUGCCUCAGUUCGGCAUCGGUAGCGGUCCUCAUCAAUGGAUGCCCGACUCGCGAAUUCCCUCUAAGAAGGGGUGUAAGGCAAGGAGAUCCCCUGGCCCCACUCCUUUUCAUACUCGCUGCCGAAACUCUCAAUAUCAUUAUGUCGGAAGCCUCUCGGAAAGGUAUUUUCAGUGGUAUCAAACUUCCUAACUCCGGGCCUGAAUUAUCGAUUUUGCAAUUUGCUGAUGAUGUCUUGAUCAUGGGUGAAUGGUCGAGAUCGAAUGCUACUAAUUUGGUUCGGUUGUUGCGAUGCUUACAAUUGUCUUCAGGGUUAAAGGUGAAUAUGCAGAAGAGUAAUAUAAUGGGCGUGGGGCUGACUAUGAUGAAGUAG